ACGCAAAAAUGAUUUCUGAAAUUAUUUGGACGUCUUUUGUAGCAACUUUACUUGGGCUAUUAUCGUUAGGAAUUUUUAUUGGACUCAUUUUACUUUUAAGGAACUACAUGCAAGGAGGUAGUUACAACAAGCCAACUUUGAUUGAUGGAAAAAUUGUAAUCAUCACUGGCGCUAAUGCGGGUAUAGGAAAGGAAACGGCAGUUGAUUUAGCAAAGCGUGGUGGGAAAAUUUACAUUGCGUGUCGAAAUAUUGAGCGCGGUCAAAAUGCGUUGAUCGAAAUCAAAAGAAGAAGUGGAAGUGAUAAUAUCCACUUCUUACAGCUCGAUUUAGCAUCUAUGAAAUCUAUUCAUAAAUUUUCUGAUGAGUUUCAUCAACUGGAAGAUAGGCUCGAUAUUUUAAUCAAUAAUGCUGGUGUUAUGGCAUGUCCAAAAUCAUUUACAGAGGAUGGAUUUGAGAUGCAUAUGGGAACAAAUCAUUUAGGACAUUUUCUACUUACCAACUUACUAUUAGACCUCCUUAAAAAGCCCCCACACAGUCGAAUAGUGAAUGUUGCCAGUUUAUUUCACAUUGUUGGAAAAAUUUCAAAAACAAAUUUUUUCGGUGAGAAAUUUUACUUUCGUUGGUAUGCGUAUGCAACUAGUAAGUUGGCAAAUAUCUUAUUUACACGAGAACUGGCAAAACGACUACAAAAUACAGGCGUUACUGCAAAUUCAUUGCAUCCUGGCGCAAUACAAAGUGAUUUACUACGUCACGUCAAUAUAGUAAUCAGAAUAAUCACCGCCCCAUUCCGAUGGAUAUUAUUCAAAGAUAUUCCAGCAGGUGCUCAAACGCAAAUUCGUCUAGCUGUUGAUCCGUCAUUAGAAAAUGUUACUGGAAAAUAUUUUGCCGAUUGCAAAGAAGCCACAACAUUAUUUACAGCACGAAAUGAUAAAACUGCUAAAUGGCUUUGGGAAAAAAGCGAGGAACUUACGGGAUUGGGAAUAAAUGAUGUUUUAGUAUGCGAAUAAAGAUAAAACUUUUAUUCCUUUGUUAUUGUAGUCAUAGAGAUAAACUUGGUAAUAAUAUAUAACGGAAUUAACAUUUGUACUGCCUAAAUAUAAUUCAAUCCAAGCAUUUCUUCACUCUUCUUCCACAGCCAACAAGAAAGCUCGGUGUUGACUGAAUCACCUGAAAUUUCAAUUUGCUUACAAUUUCCAAAGAAUUUUCCAGUUACAUUUUGAAGUUCUGUAUCAACUGCUGCAUAAAUUGUAGUCUGUGAACCUUCUUUGGGUGUAUUGAUGAAUUGUGUGCCUAUCCAUUCUAAAACUUGCUGAAUCUUCCCAACACCUGUAAUUCGACUAAUUAUGUCACUGAUGACAAAUCCUGGAAAUGAUACAUUUACAGUUACUUCUGUGCCGAUGAGUCUUUUUGAUAAUUCCUGAGCAUAUAAGUGUGUAGCUAGUUUACUUUGGCAAUACGCUUUAAAUCUGCUAUAUGAAUUUUCCCACAUUAUGUCAUCUUUAUUGAUUGAACCAAAUCUGUAAGCUAUGCUGCUUUCCAGAAUUAUUCGACUUGGUGAUUUCUUCAAAAGAUCUAGUAACAAGUUAAUCAACAAAAAUGGACCUAGCAGAUUUUCUCCCAAAUGUCUUUCAAAUCCUUCGACUGUUUUUGAUUUACCACAAAAACUCACUUCAUGAUUACUGAUGAGGAUGUCAAGCUUAUUCUCAAGUUCAUGGAAUUUCUUUGAAAAUUCUCUUAUUGAAUCCAAAGAAGCCAAGUUCAGUUCUAAUAAAUGAACAUCAUCUUUGCCAGUCUUCUUUUUAAUUUCUUUAAGAGCUUCUUCUCCUUUAACUAUGUCUUGGCAUGCAAUAUACAUUUUUCCAUCGCGUUUUGCCAAGUCUAUUGCAGUUGCUUUACCAACUUCUGAAUCUACUCCUGUAAUUAUGAUUGUUUUCCCGUUAAUUUUAGUCUUACUUUCGUACAAAUCUCCUUUCAUGAAGUAUCUGA
Molecule: messenger RNA, 1986 nt
Organism: Chironomus riparius
Lineage: Eukaryota; Metazoa; Arthropoda; Insecta; Diptera; Chironomidae
Source: the annotation of a GenBank genome assembly